UGUGUUUGUGUGAAUGUGUUUGAAUGAGUGCAUGCGCUCACAGCAACUGGCAGAGGUGACAGUCAUCAGUUUCACUCAUUUGGAAUAAAUGAAAAGCUUCAAACUCUGGAUACUUACAUGAACCAGCAAUGUCCUGUGUACAAACACAGUAUGCAUCCAUGCCCCAUGACAACUUCUUCAGCUCUGAGUUCUUGAAUUCUGACCUCAGUGCCAAAUUGGUAAUGGACAUCGGUGGCCAAAAGGAUCAGCUGUCUACAUCUUCGCUGCCCAGCAUCAACACCUUGGUGGGAAAUGGGUACAUGGGGGAGUUUGAUGGCUAUUCUUGCAAGAUCACCACCUCUCCUCCCAACUCUACAGUUUCAUUCAGCCACACCGCUGUAACUGAAAGUCCUCAAAUGCAGAGCCAAACCUUCAAGCUGGAUGAUCUCCAGGUGUAUGGCUGUUACCCAGGUUCCUUUGCGUUCAGCUGCUAUGAUGAAACUCUUUCCUCAUGUGGCUCUGACUACUAUGGCAGCCCAGUCUAUGCCACUGCUUCUUCUCCGACACCAGGCUUCCAGACGCAGUCUGUACAUGUCUGGGAUUCCCCUUUCAGCACCUACCCCUCAGCCCCCCAAGCCUCUGUGGCUGAUAAAGCUGCCAUGGCCCAGCAGCUCUCUUUUUUCUCCUUCAGCCCCACACCAGAGCAGCACUCUCCCUUGGGCCAGCAUCAGGAGUCGAACCAGGAUGACCCUUUCUUCCUGCCUCCUCAGCAGCAUGUCUCCCCACUUCAUUGUCCCCCUAUUUCCCUGGACCACAGACCCCUCGAAAGUCCUAGGUCAGUGGAUGGGGCCAUGAUGUCUCCCAAAAACCACAGCCCAGGGUCCAGUGAAGGUCGCUGUGCAGUUUGUGGUGACAAUGCAUCCUGUCAGCACUACGGAGUCCGCACCUGUGAGGGCUGCAAAGGAUUCUUCAAGCGAACUGUACAAAAAAAAGCAAAGUAUGUGUGUCUUGCCAAUAAAGACUGCCCGGUGGACAAGAGGAGGAGGAACCGCUGCCAGUUCUGUCGUUUUCAGAAAUGUCUCGCAGUUGGGAUGGUUAAAGAAGUGGUUCGCACUGACAGCCUGAAAGGGCGCCGGGGCCGCCUGCCCUCUAAACCUAAGAAUGUGACUGAGGCUUCAUCCACGACCCCAAGUGUCAACAUCAUAGCCUCUCUUGUCAAGGCUGACAUGGACUCAAACCCAAGCAUUGGACAGCUUGAUUACUCCAAGUACCAGGAGACAGUGGACAACCUGAAAGAAAAGGUGGACAGCGGUGACAUCCAGCAGUUUUAUGACCUUCUGACUGGUUCUUUGGAUGUAAUAAGAUCUUGGGCUGAAAACAUCCCAGGCUUCACAGAUUUCUGCACAGAGGACCAGGAGCUACUCCUAGAAUCUGCCUUUGUUGAGCUCUUCAUUCUGCGACUCGCAUACAGGUCAAAUCCAGGGAAGGAUAAGCUAAUCUUUUGUAAUGGCUUGGUACUCCAUCGACUGCAGUGCGUCCGCAGUUUUGGUGACUGGAUCGAUUCUAUCAUGGACUUCUCCCAGAACCUUCACCGCAUGAACCUGGAUGUGUCCCUGUUUGCCUGCCUUUCAGCACUCGUUAUAAUCACUGAUCGCCAUGGGCUCAAAGAGCCAAAGCGGGUGGAGGACUUCCAGAAUCAUCUCAUCACUUGUCUUAGGGAACAUGUAAGUGGAAAUGGCUCAGAAACGAUUCGGACCCAGCCCAGCUAUCUCUCAAGGCUUUUGGGCAAACUCCCUGAACUAAGGACUUUAUGCACUCAGGGCCUACAGCGAAUCUUCUACCUGAAACUGGAGGACCUAGUCACUCCUCCACCAAUAGUGGAGAAAAUCUUUAUGGACAUUCUGCCGUUCUGAAAAACAUAAACACAAAUGUGUUCAUUUAAAGUUAUACAGAAAGUUUUACAAAGGACUUCAUGGGAGAACUUCCUUCUGUCGCACUGACUUACAUGACAAAUGUCUGAUACUGUUCAAGAGACCAUUAUUUUUGUAACAUUGGGUAAAAAAGAUACAUAUGUUACCUGGUAUUUACAGUUCAUGAAACAGGUAAACUGUAUAUUUUCUGUGUGCAUUUUAAAACAACUUUAUUGCUGUGCUAGGUGUGUGGAUGUUGUCCUGUUAUGCAGCUAGUAAGACAUGGUUAUUCGGGUAGAUGCAAUGCAGUGUUACGUGCUCAGCUUUUCCUUGACACAAAAUAAAUACACUAAUUUUUUUUUUUUUUUUUUAAAGUAUUUUUGCAGCGUAGCUCUUUUAGCCCACUUAAAACCUUAGGUAGUAGAUUUUAUACAAGUGCAGAAACACAAAACGUUUCUUCAAAUUACUGUGGAGAGUCCUUCUUUUCCAAAGCAAAAUAGUUACUUAUAGAUAGUUGAUGUCAAAAUGCGCACGUUGAAGGUCUAGGACCAAAGUUUACUCUUAUUUUUUAUAAUACCACUUACAGACCUUAUUGCCUUAAACUUAAACAUAACACAUAAUAUACUAUGACUCAUGUGCUGCCAUUUUGCAACACAUUUUAAAAGCUGAUUACGGCGGUGUUCUUGUUAAACCACAAUGUAAAAAAAAGUGGGCCUUUAAAGACACAAAAAUUGAUUUGCUGAAUGAAAACAGAAAAUGCCUUAUAUAAAGCCUCAGCCUUCAAACCAUAAUGAGUGACACUAAGUGAAUUGUUAUUGCAUAUAUCACAUACAGAGAGCCCCAUGUAGUAAUGAUGGAAACUAUCCUUGUUAAUGCUGCAAUUAGAAUAGAUCUCACAUGUGACUUCUGAUUAUGAUUUCAGAUUGUGUAUCCGCUUUUGUAAAGUGCCUGAGGGACACAAUUGUCAGUACAGUGAAAAAGAGCAUCUAAGACUUUAAAGCACAUUUCAAAUAGAAGGGCUAUCAAGUGAUGACAGCUGGUUUAGGAUCUACAAAUAAUGUCCUGUUGACAUGUUCCUCAGGCAGUGAAAUCCAGAACUACAUUUGAGCUGUCCAGCUUAUGAUUGAGUUAAGUCAAAGCACAUUUUAGAGUCUCCUUGAAUCUACAAUUAGACACAGCAUCUCCUUUCUAUGAUUCGUUUUAACCAAACAGCACUGUAAAAAUCCACUUGCAUAAGCAGACCAUGAUGUUUAACAUCAGUUAGUUUAUUGUCUUUGCCAGCAAAUACCUACCCAAGGGAUCUAAACCCCAACUUUCUGUUUGUAAAACUCUCGUACUGUCUUCCACAAUCUUCUGAAUGGUGUCCUUUUUUUACACGUUGAUUUCUUUUUUUAAAUCUCAGAACGAGCUUAAGGAAAAACUUAAGGAAUCACAGUGAUGAGAUGAGCAGCUAAAAGCACUUCAAAUGUUGUUCCAACAAAAAGAAGAGCUUCUUUCUUCUACUUUGUGUUUUUUGACAUGUGUGUUUGGAAUUUUAAAAAAAAAGUACUGCCAGGAUUUUCAUAAAAGGGUGCAGGAAUAUGAAAAGAGAAUAUUUGAUAAUAAAAUUUUAAAUUACA
This is a messenger RNA of Labrus bergylta (ballan wrasse), 3508 nucleotides long. Its product is annotated as probable nuclear hormone receptor HR38. Gene Ontology annotation, biological process: regulation of transcription by RNA polymerase II; cellular response to corticotropin-releasing hormone stimulus. The record is from RefSeq and is a predicted model, not a curated record. Gene Ontology annotation, cellular component: transcription regulator complex; nucleus. NCBI's taxonomy places the organism in Eukaryota, Metazoa, Chordata, Actinopteri, Labriformes, Labridae. Gene Ontology annotation, molecular function: RNA polymerase II cis-regulatory region sequence-specific DNA binding; nuclear receptor activity; zinc ion binding.